Messenger RNA from Babesia ovata, 1191 nucleotides. RefSeq names its product base excision DNA repair -GPD family domain containing protein. Gene Ontology annotation, cellular component: nucleus. Gene Ontology annotation, biological process: base-excision repair, AP site formation; base-excision repair; nucleotide-excision repair. The transcript has 4 exons. Gene Ontology annotation, molecular function: DNA binding; oxidized pyrimidine nucleobase lesion DNA N-glycosylase activity; DNA-(apurinic or apyrimidinic site) endonuclease activity. Lineage: Eukaryota; Apicomplexa; Aconoidasida; Piroplasmida; Babesiidae. The record is from RefSeq and is a predicted model, not a curated record. Bases 1 to 1191 code for a protein of 396 amino acids.
AUGGCGGCGACAUGGCGAAGACCGUGGUUUAAACUGCUCGCCCUGGCGCUGUGCUCACUCAAGUCGCUCAUCCGAGGGGUGAAGAAUCUGCGAUUCACUUUCAACAAAUCGCACUGCUGGAUCACGCCAGCGGGGCUGCGUAUACGCGUAUCGCAAACGGCUACGGUGGUUGAGCAACCAGCGAACACGCCGCACUUGACCGAGUUAUCGGAGUUCACUGCCGCGCCGAGGCAUGAUUCAGUAAAGCAGCUUAUAGAGAACAUUGCCAGCCCGCAGUUUGACUUGGAAUCGCUCAUCAAGGUCAUGGCGAGGGAAAAGCAGCCGAGGGCGCAGGCGUUGGAGACGCCGGGCGAUUCGGAGGCGAGUACCGCCACGCAAAGCCCAGCCCGGGUUAAGAAAGUCAAGCAGGUGGUGGCGAAAAAGCCGAAGGUGGAGUAUGACAACGACUACAUUGAGCUGCAGUACGACACCAAAAGGCAGCCCUUCAGACACGUCGAAGAGAACGAGUGCUCCAUCCCCAACUUCGCGAAUGUCUGGAACGCAAUUGUGGAUAUGAGAAAAGAUGAAAACGCACCCGUUGACACUAUGGGCGCGCACUGCUGCGCUGACGAGAGCGCAGACAAGGCGACUUACGAGUACCAAACUCUCAUCGCCUGCAUGCUCUCCAGCCAGACCAAGGACGCUGUAACUGCGGCGGCCAUGGACGCUCUUAAGGAGCGUGGGUUGAACGUGGAGUCGGUGGCCAAGAUGCCAGAGGAAGAGUUGGAUUCGCUUAUUUCCAAAGUUGGAUUCCACAAGACGAAGGCGAAGCAUAUCAAGCAGGCGACUGACAUAAUAAUUGAAAAGUACAACGGAAGGGUUCCUGACACAAUCCAGGAACUAGUAUCGCUACCGGGAGUAGGACCUAAGAUGGCAAACCUCGUGAUGCAGCUGGCAUUCAAGCGCAUUAAUGGAAUCGCUGUCGAUUUGCACGUUCACAGAAUCGCAAACAGGUUGGGAUGGGUGAAAACUAAGACACCCGAAGAAACGAGAAUCAAAUUGCAGUCUCUGCUGCCUCAGAAGCUGUGGGCAGAGAUCAACCACCUUUUGGUGGGUUUCGGGCAGACAAUAUGCGUGGCUGCGGGGCCUGGAUGUGCCACCUGCGCAGCCAACACGUGGUGUCCAACCGGAAGGGCGAAUCUCGCAAAGUGA